AUGGCCGACUCCGUCACAAUCCGAACCAGAAAGUUCAUCCGAAACCCCCUCCUCGGCCGACGACAGUUUGUCGUUGACAUUCUGCACCCCUCUUCCGCCAACGUGUCCAAGGACGAGCUCCGAGAGAAGCUGGCCGGUGCCUACAACUCCGAGAAGGACGCCGUCUCCGUCUUUGGCCUCCGAACCCAGUUUGGUGGAGGAAAGACUACCGGUUUCGGUCUCAUCUACGACUCUCCCGAGGCUCUGCUCAAGUUUGAGCCCGCCUACCGACAGGUCCGAUACGGCCUUGCCACCAAGGUCGAGAAGGCUUCUCGACAGCAGCGAAAGCAGCGAAAGAACAGAGACAAGAAGGUCCGAGGAACCGGUGUCAAGCUCGCCGCCAAGAAGAAGAAGAAGGCCGAGUAA
Molecule: messenger RNA, 405 nt
Organism: Yarrowia lipolytica CLIB122
Lineage: Eukaryota; Fungi; Ascomycota; Dipodascomycetes; Dipodascales
Product: 40S ribosomal protein eS24
Biological process (GO): translation
Cellular component (GO): ribosome
Molecular function (GO): structural constituent of ribosome
Source: RefSeq, a predicted model, not a curated record